AUGAAUGAACAAAAAAAUAAUUUAUUAAAUAUUCGAAACAAUAGUUUUUGCCAAUCAACACUUAGUAAUGGUGAUUCAACUUUAUCUGAAUCUUAUAUUGAUACAUAUGGUAAUUAUAAUCCCGAAAAUUCAUCAGUCGAGGAUACUGUUUUUGCUGAUGGUGAACCAAGACUUAAUUAUGAAAGAAUUCUUGGAGAUUUAGGGCAAUGUUUUAGUAGUCAAUCACCGACUGCCGUAACAUUUUCAGAUAGAUUUAUUGCUGCGGGUUUUAAAAUGGGUUAUAUAUUACUUUUUGAUUAUUCUGGAUUGGGACAUAAAGAGAUACCAACUAGAAAACAUAAUGCCAAAAUUAUUUGCCUAUCUUUUGAUGAUAAAAGUGAUUAUUUGGGUAGUUUAAGUAGUGAUGGAAUGCUUUCUGUUUUUGGACUUGUUUCUUCAACUUUAAAUGUUAUAUUAAAUUUAAGAGAAGUACCUACAACUAUAUGUUUAUCACCAGAUUAUUCUGUACAAGGUAAAGGUGCCAAAUUAGUUAUUGGUGGUCGAUCUUUAAAUUUAUAUAAAAAAGGUUUAUUAAGUGGAAAAUUUGAUAAAUUAUAUGGUGAUGAUUUUAUGAGAGGAGGUAUUAUUACUACAAUUUCAUGGAAAAAAAGUAUUUUAGCUUUUACAAAUUGUGAAGGUACAAGAAUAUAUGAUUUUCGUAUAAAUCAAAUAGUUACUAAAUUAGAUGUAGAACCAAAUAUAAGUAGGAGCCCUUUAUUGACAUAUCAACCAAUACAUUUAUGGUUAAAUGAUAAAACUCUCAUUGUUGGAUGGUUAAAUUGUUUAACAUAUUAUAAAAUGAAAGAACAUAAUAUUGUUAAAGGAAUAGAAGUAUUAAAAAAAAUUGAAAUAGCAAAAAAUUAUAAAUUUGAGGAUAAUUUUAUGAUAGCUGGUAUAAGUUAUAUGCAAAAUGAUAUUGUUUCUGAAAGAAAUCCUGAAAUUAUAUUAUAUGGUAUGUAUAAAGAUGAUACAAUUAGUAGAUGUGAAAGUCUUGCAAGUUUAAGUGCACCACCACCAAGUGUAAUUACUACAGAUGCUGAAAAUUUUAUUGGUAAAGUAAAUGUUAAAAUUAUUAAAUGUCUUACAAAAACAGAUUUUAUGAUUACGGCAGAAGAUAUAAUUGAUAUGAAUGGUGUUUUACCAAAUCAGUUACAUCGUUUAAAAAUGUUUGGUAUACCAUAUGAUAAAGAAUAUUAUCUUCUUGGUGAUCGUUGUUUAAUUAAAGCUAUUGCUACAACACUUAAUGAAAGAUUAGAUUGGAGAGUAGAAAAUGAUCUUCUUUUUGAAGCUGUUGAAUUUGCCAAACAAUAUAAAUCACUUCUAGAUAGAGAAAGUGUUAUACAUGUUGGAAGAAAAUUAAUGGAAAAAUUAUUACGAGAAUCUGACUAUAUCACUGCUUCUGAUCAUCUUUCAAUAAUAUGUAAUAAAGAUAAAUCUGAAUGGAAGUAUAUGUUUAAUAUCUAUCGAAUGGAAGGAAUACUUUAUUUAUUUUCAUAUGCUAUGUCAAGUGAUAAACCUAUUUUAGAAAAAGAAUAUUAUCAAGAAGUAAUUGAAGAUGCUUUAAAUAAAAAUGCUAGUAUUUUUAGAAGAAUUGUUGAGACAUGGGAUAAAAAUUUAUACAAUUAUAAAGAUAUUAUAGAAAAAUUAAAAAUUAAUUUAGGUAAAUUACCAAAAGAUAAUACUCCUGAAAUUAAUAUUAUAAGGAAACAUUUUUUAUUAUCAAUAGCAAGACUUUCAACAUAUGAUAAAGAUUAUGAGUUAGCUGCUGAUAUUUAUAUUAAUGCUUGUGAUAAAUUUAUUUUUAAUUGGAUAGGACAAAAUAAUGUUUAUAGUAUAAUAAAAGAAAGAUUACCUGAAUUGAUGAAUAUUAGUAAAUAUGACACUAUACAAUUAAUUUUUGAUAAUGAAGCAGAUCCAAAAACAGUUUUAUUUGAAUUACGUGGUUAUCCUGACUAUCAAUUAGAUUUUUUGCUUGCUUUAUUUGAAAGAGGUGAUGGUGCUGAGUAUGGUAAUUUGGCUGUUGAACUUUUUGUAAGAUGUAGAAAAGAAAAAUUAUUACAUUUUUUACAAACAAAUGACAAUUAUAUAAUAAGAGAAGCCACAAAUAUAUGUAGAAGAGAAAAAAUGUAUGAAGAAUUGAUAUAUCUACUUUCAAGAUCGGGUUUUGAAUCAUUAAAAGAAGCAAUAGAAAUAAUUGUAAAUGAGUUUAAUGAUAUCAAUAGAGCUAUAAAAUUUUGUAAAGAAAAUCAUGGUGAUGGAGAGUUAUGGGGUUAUUUAUUAAGUUUUUGUAAUCAAACACCACAAAUAGUUAAAGAUAUUUUAGAACAGGCAGGAACAUCAAUUGAUCCUUUAACAAUAGUUGAAAAUAUUGAUGAAAAACUUGAGAUACCAGAAUUAACCUUAUCUUUAAUAAGACUUAUAAAAGCAUGUGAAAUAGAAAUUGAUAAUAUGGAAAUUGGUUUAAAAAUUUUGACAAAAGAUAUCAACCAAAAGUAUGAUUCAUGUAUUUCAAAAAAACCUGCAUUUGUUGAUAUUAUACCAGGAAUCAAUUAUGAUAAACCUAUUGCUGUAACUUUUGGUGAAUUUAACGAUUCUUAUGAAGAAAUAGAAGAACUUUAA
This is a messenger RNA of Strongyloides ratti, 2658 nucleotides long. RefSeq names its product Vacuolar protein sorting-associated protein 41 homolog. Gene Ontology annotation, cellular component: late endosome; HOPS complex. Lineage: Eukaryota; Metazoa; Nematoda; Chromadorea; Rhabditida; Strongyloididae. Bases 1 to 2658 code for a protein of 885 amino acids. The record is from RefSeq and is a predicted model, not a curated record. Gene Ontology annotation, molecular function: protein binding. Gene Ontology annotation, biological process: endosomal vesicle fusion; cellular response to starvation; vesicle-mediated transport. The transcript has 2 exons.